AUGGCGAGCAAGCGCAAGCGUAUGGCACCGCAGGUGAGGGUGAUCAGCGAGGCGAGCGUCGGCCCAGAGGCGGGUGCGGGGUCGGUGGGGGAGGUGGGACGUCUCGUGGACUCGUCGCAAGCGGACGACAGGCGCAUGAUCGCGCUGGUGCGCGAGCGGCCGCUGCUGUACGCGCGCAACAACAUGCCCGUCGCCUCCUACUACACGCAAGUGAAGACACUGUGGCACGAGGUCGCCAACGAAAUGGGCUGGACCGUGGCGGACGUGCGUCGCAAAUGGUCUCACAUCCGCAACUCCUACUCGCGGCACCUGCGCAACGAGAUGUACGGCGUGCGCACCGGCCGCGGCCGCAUGGUCUCCAAGUGGUACCUCGCCGACGAGCUCGACUUCCUCCGAGAGCACAUGGCCACUGACACGCGACCUUCCCGAUAUUCUUACUCACCGCUUUACCUGGACAUAAAGCCAUCCGAGGAGGGGGCAUCGAGCAGUGAUUCUGUGGACUUCAAGCCCUUCCUGCCCAACCCUUGGCUCAGUGCGUUGGCGGGCCAGACCCCGCCCGAUCCCGCACCGGAACCGCUAGUGAGCCUCAACGAGCCUACGAGUCCUGGAUCCUUUGAACCUGACGAAAACUCCGCCUAUUUUCAAUUCUUUCGAGGAAUUUAUAAUGAUUACCAGGAAUUGCCGCCGCCAAAGCAACGUUUGUUUCGUCGCCAGUGUCUCACCUUCCUGCACAGUUUGUUGGAUGAGGAGGACGCGGGGACCAGAAACAGCGAGCGAGGACAGCGGGACGCUAUGAACUUGAGCAAUUCUGUAGUGGAUAGUGAUGAAGACAACAAGAUUUGUGUCAUUGAGGGGGUGGUGGCCUCAGAGACCAAAUACAAAUUACUUCCGAAAUAG
This is a messenger RNA of Arctia plantaginis, 897 nucleotides long. The record is from the annotation of a GenBank genome assembly. NCBI's taxonomy places the organism in Eukaryota, Metazoa, Arthropoda, Insecta, Lepidoptera, Erebidae.